AUGGCUUCUCCGCCUCCGACGCCAGGACGUGCUAUUCGAACACUCGUCCUUCUUGUUGUUAAAGCGAGAUACCACAAGCUCUUGCGACGAUUCUGGAGAAAGCAGCCUGGCCUUCUCCAUAUCUUCAAUAUCUGCAUCAAGACCAAACCAGACGAGAACCUAACCGAAGCCCACGCCAUGCGAUUUGUCGCCAGCCAUACCUCCAUCCCCGUGCCGAAGGUUUAUUACGCCUUCACCUAUAAAGGGGACUCAUACAUCGUCAUGCGCCAUAUCAAAGGACAGAUGGCAGGGUAUGGCUGGCCAAGCCGUACAGAGGAAUCGAAAACGCGAAUUCUGGACCAGCUACGCCGUAUGAUCACGGAGCUUCGCUCGGUCCCUCCUCCCGAAGGGCAAGGCGUCAGCAGCAUCGAUGGUGGGCCUUUCUAUGACUGUCGUCUGCCAUCCCGGCUCUACUGGGGCCCGUACGGCACUGUACGCGAGUUCCAUGAAGCGCUCGUCGACGGCCUGAAUUUGGAUGCUGACUACACGCUCGCUGCCGACCUUUCCGAGCUAUUCGAGUUCUAUCGGCAAUCAGGGAACGAACUCGUCUUAACUCACGGUGAUCUAAGCAGCCUGAAUAUCCUGGUCCGGGGGGACACCGUUGUAGGAAUUGUGGAUUGGGAGACGGCAGGAUGGUUCCCGGUAUACUGGGAAUACACCUGUGCGAAGUAUGUCAAUCCUCAGAAUCCAUUCUGGGCAGACCCAGUCGAUCGGUUUCUAGUGCCCAUGCCGGACGAGUUGAGGAUGGAAACCAUUAGACGCAAGUAG
Molecule: messenger RNA, 807 nt
Organism: Verticillium nonalfalfae
Lineage: Eukaryota; Fungi; Ascomycota; Sordariomycetes; Glomerellales; Plectosphaerellaceae
Exons: 1
Coding region: 1-807 (268 amino acids)
Source: RefSeq, a predicted model, not a curated record